Hylaeus anthracinus is the source of this 3106-nucleotide messenger RNA. RefSeq names its product neuropeptide CCHamide-1 receptor-like. Gene Ontology annotation, cellular component: membrane. Gene Ontology annotation, biological process: G protein-coupled receptor signaling pathway. Gene Ontology annotation, molecular function: G protein-coupled peptide receptor activity. The transcript is spliced from 6 exons. Lineage: Eukaryota; Metazoa; Arthropoda; Insecta; Hymenoptera; Colletidae. The record is from RefSeq and is a predicted model, not a curated record.
AUGUUCAAGGCUCGGACGACAGUCUCCCCGUUGUCGGUUUCCUGGACCACGCAGACGGCGUCGUCCGUCCUAAGACUGACGUCGGGCAUCGCGACGACCACGCUUCACACCAACGCUGGUAACGUUUACGGUGUGAUCGAUGAAACUGUGAUCAGAGAUACCGAUGACGAAUUGGACUACACGCCGUAUGGACAGCGACCAGAAACGUACAUAGUCCCCAUCGUGUUCCUGCUGAUACUCCUGAUCGGGCUCACGGGAAACGGGAUCCUCGCUUUGACCAUACUCCGGCACAGUCACAUGAGGAACGUUCCUAACAUCUACGUCUUCUCGUUGGCCCUUGGAGACUUGCUGGUGAUAGUGACAUGCGUGCCAUUCACCUUCACCGUCUACAUCCUGGACUCCUGGCCUUUCGGGCUGGUCCUGUGCAAAGUCUCCGAAUGCUUCAAGGAUAUCUCGAUCGGAGUCUCGGUCUUCACUUUGACGGCACUCUCGGCGGACAGAUUCUUCGCUAUAGUCGACCCGAUGAGAAAGCUUCACGCCACUGGUACAGGAAGAAGAGCAACGCGGUUUGCAGUGAUCGUCGCCGCGUCGAUCUGGCUGUUGGCCAUUAUGUGCGCCAUUCCAGCUUCCUUUGCCUACAUCAGAGACUUCAGGGUGAACAAGAACGUGAGCUUCCGCGCCUGCUAUCCCUACCCGGAGGAAUUCGGACCAAAUUACCCUAAAACCAUCCUGGUCUGUCGUUUCUUCAUUUUCUACGCGGUGCCACUCAGCAUCAUCGCUGUCUUUUACAUCCUGAUGGCCAGGCACUUGAUGCGAAGCACCAGGAACAUACCUGGGGAGAUGCAAGGUCAGGCGAGGCAAGUAAAGGCGCGGAAAAAGGUAGCCAAGAUGGUAAUGGCGUUCGUGAUAGUCUUCGCGGUGUGUUUCUUUCCCCAGCACGUCUUCAUGUUGUGGUUUCACACCCAUCCUACCGCACAGGCCGAUUAUAAUGCGUUCUGGCACUACUUUCGUAUCAUUGGAUUCUGCAUGGCGUUCACCAACAGCUGCAUCAACCCCAUCGCUCUGUACUGCGUCAGCGGUACAUUCAGGAAAUACUUUGACAGGUACCUCCUGUGCUGCAUACCAAGGAAGCUCCGUAGACGACAACGUCGAUCGUCGGACCUCAGCUCGCGAGGACGAGGCCAAAGCUUCUCGAUGAUGAGCUCCAAGAGAUACUUGGGCGAUUCUCGUCGAGGACACCGUGGCACCAUGCACAUGUCCAUACUAGGAAACGACAGCAGGACCAACAUCCCGAUGAAGGAGCAGGAGACCACCAUAAGCUUGACCGCGUGUCCAAACGGCGUCGAGGACGGUCUGAAAUGCGACUUAAAUUCCACGACGGAGUGACGAGCAACCAUCGAACGCGAGUGCUCGUCAAACUAUAAAGACUGAACGAUCCAACGAUCGUCCGAACCGACAGUGAUCGCGACAUGUGUUUUACCUCUCCCGCGUAAAAAGAUUCGUUCGACCACAUCGAAGUUCAAUGUGUUUGAAUUAGAGAGCCGUUCUCGCUGGAAAUCCCACUCGAGGGAACAAACAUUCACACGGGAGUUCGAUUUCAAGGUGCAAUGUAAUCCGGUCGCUUUGGAUUUCAUUCUGAAAAUAUUUUUGUGACGCCGAUCUUUUUUAUACGGGCUGCAAUUUUUGUUGUCCAUUUAAAGGACAAAGGUGUUGUGCAUUUACCGUGACUUCUUUAAUUCCACUAGCGUAAUCUGUUCGCGAGUCAUGCUUGAUCGAUAUCUCUUUAAGUUUUCGAGACAGGACUUUCGGUAGACCAGCGAGAAGGGCUGUAAAACGAGAAGGGCUCUCAACGAUCGUUCGCACGACGAGGUGGAGUUGAAUUAACACGUUGGUUGCCUCGUCGCGACCGACUCGGUGGAUAUGUUAAUAAGGAGAUGAUAGCCUCAAUUUUCUUGGUACAUAGGAGCACCGAGUUUGUCCAGAAAGAAGGAAAUUAAUUGUUGGAAAAUCCCUCGUGUGGAAAUGUGCUUUUAUUCCGAUGACAAUAACUGACAUGACACUACGAGCAAAGUAUAUAUCGAGAUUAAUAAAUAUUAAUUAUCUUACGAGAUUAAUAUGGAUGUAAAAUUGUAGAAGAUCGUCUCAGAUGAAGACAAAGUGCAACACGGCUUUCUAUUAAAGAUCUAAACAAAAUUAAUUACGAAGGCUGGGAAAUAAUGAAAAUAAAUCUGAAUAAUAUUUGUCUAUCAGUCUCGAGACAAAAUUUUAGCCUUGUAAAAGUUCGUUUCAACCCGGUAGCCAACGUGUUAAUACGUGUCUCGUUGCGAACAGCCAUUGUUUCUCGUUGCGAACAGCCAGCGCGAGCUCGACCGUUGUCGAAACCGGCGCUAAAAACCGGAAGCAAUCCGUCGAUUGCGUCGGUACGGUUUGCGGGCACAGAGACUGCCACAGUGUUGUACAUUCAACGCGCAGCGAUUUUGUGAAUAAAAUUCAGACAUCGAGUCCACGGCGCUUUUUAUCUACCAUCGUUCGUCCUUUCGUUCUAACUUCCCUCUUUCAUUCGGUUACUACUUCCUUUCAGAACUCGACGAAAAAUCGACGACGAAGUCUCCUCGAGAUAAUUCAAUUUCUAACCACCGAGCGGAUCUACGCGACGCCCCUUUCGACCUUUAUUAUCUCCACUCUGUUCCUCUCAUUUUAUCGAGAAUUUAAUAAUUGAGCUCUUACUUCCACCGAUCGAGGAUCCUUGGGGCACUCGAUAACGUUCGCUCGGGACGAAGAGUCUCUUCAGGGAGGAAGAGACGACGAGGAGAGGAGCAUAUUUACGAAUUUUUGGGGGAGAAAGGGAAAUUUUUCUGGUAAUAAGUUUCAGGAUAUUCAAAUGAACGUUUCUUAGUGGAUUUGGCGCAGUUUUUGUAUUUAAAAAUGUCUUGAAUUAACGAAGUUGCGACAGUCCUCUACCUUGGUGCUGGGUUGUCAGAAAUGUUGGAAUAAUUUGUUUUUUACUGUGCAAGAUUGCUAUUCCUGAUUUCCACUGUUACGCCACCUAGUUUAAUCCAAAUUAAAUGUAUUAGUUUGUCUGGAAAGUUCGUACCGAUUUUCGGUA